Cucurbita pepo subsp. pepo (vegetable marrow) is the source of this 823-nucleotide messenger RNA. RefSeq lists its product as uncharacterized. Lineage: Eukaryota; Viridiplantae; Streptophyta; Magnoliopsida; Cucurbitales; Cucurbitaceae. Gene Ontology annotation, biological process: response to desiccation; defense response to other organism. The record is from RefSeq and is a predicted model, not a curated record.
GUUUAGAAUUAUAUACUGAACUUUGUAAAUCUCAUUCAGGGAAUUUAUUGCGAUGAUGAAUGCUGGAGGGUUACAGCAAUGAAGUCUGACUGAGUGCCUCUCAUCUCACCGACCUCACCUCCGCACCGACCUCACCUCCGGCGAAGAAUAUGGAGAAAAAGCGUAGCUGGAGCUGGAGCUGGGGGUCCGCCCUAGUCGGAGCAGCGUCGGCGAUUGCAGCGACAGCGAUCGUUUCCGCCAAGCCCAAGGACCCAACCUUCCACCUUAUCUCAAUUAAGUUCACUUCCUUCAAGCUGAAGCCGCCGGUAGUUGACGCCGAGCUCAUCCUGACCGUCCACGUCACCAACCCCAACGUGGCCCCCAUCCACUACUCCUCUACCUCCAUGUCCAUUUUCUACGACGGCUCCCUCCUCGGCUCGGCCCAGGUCGACGCCGGUUCGCAGCAGGCCCGGUCCUGUCAGGUCCUCCGCCUCCCAGCCCGACUCGACGGCCUGAAGCUGGCCCACAACGGCAGCCGGUUCAUCUCCGACGUCAUGAAACGAGAAAUGGUUCUGGAUGCGAGUGUGGAUAUUGGGGGAAUUGCAAGAGUGCUUUGGUGGAGUCACAAGUUCAAGGUCCACGUGGACAGCCAUCUCAUCGUUGAUCCCGUCUUCCUCGAUGUGCUUGAUCAGGAAAACACUUCCCAACUUGAGCUGUUUCUUUCUUGAUAUUCCAUGGAGUUAUGGAAUUAAUUAUGUCUCUUUGUCUUGUGUUUUUCUUUAGCCGCAUUUAGGUGAAAUGAGUGUAAGAUUAUCAAUGCCCUUCCAUCUUAUUUAUAAUUGAA